UAACAGAUGAACCCCUUUGGUUACUCUCCCACCGAGUCUGGCUUCAAUCAAUUUACUUCAUUUUCUCCGGCAUUGACCUACUCAUCACAUGGAAUCCAAAACGCUGGCCACUCGUCCGAUGUCCCUUUCGAAACCAAGCGCAAAAACCCCCAAGGGAAACCAUCUCCACCUUCUAAUUCUCAUGUUAUAUCAUUUCAGAACUCAGAUCUAUCCGCAGACAUCUCUCAGCAGUAUCCUGGUACCUAUGAGUUGCAAGAUGGGGAAGGGAUGAAGAUGAAGAGAAAAGGUGGUGGUACGUUUAGUAGAACAACUUUGCAUGCACAAGAACAUGUCAUUGCAGAGAGGGAGCGCCGGGAGAGGCUGAGCCAGCGCUUCAUUGCUCUUUCAGCUAUCAUUCCUGGCCUUACAAAGCUAGACAAGGCUUCUGUCCUUGGAGACACAAUAAAGUACUUGAAACAUCUCGAGGAACGUGUGAAGAUCCUCGAGGAAGAGGCAACCGCGAGAACUGUGGAAUCGGCGAUCUUCACGAAGAAGCCAUCACUCCAACGUGGUGAUGGCAUUGUAUCUUUUUCAUCCGAAGAGAAGUCGUAUGACCCAGUUAUCGAUCAACAACUACCCGAGAUCGAAGCACGGGUGUCGGGCAAGCACGUUUUGAUCAAAGUCCAGUGCGAGAAGCAUGAGGGUUGCAUCAAGGAAGUGAUGAAGCAAAUGGAGGUUAUGAAAUUGACAACUCUAAAUAUCAGCGUCCUAGCAUUUGGGAGUUCACUCUUGGAUGUCACAAUUGUGGCCCAGCUAGAAAAUGAGAACUGCCCGACAAUUGAGGAGAUCGUCGAAAAACUACGCUGUGUUAUGACGGCGUUCAUCGGAUCAUCUUCAAGAUGGUCAGCUUGCUAG
Molecule: messenger RNA, 894 nt
Organism: Syzygium oleosum
Lineage: Eukaryota; Viridiplantae; Streptophyta; Magnoliopsida; Myrtales; Myrtaceae
Product: transcription factor bHLH25-like
Exons: 4
Coding region: 7-894 (295 amino acids)
Molecular function (GO): protein dimerization activity
Source: RefSeq, a predicted model, not a curated record